Molecule: messenger RNA, 4631 nt
Organism: Amyelois transitella
Lineage: Eukaryota; Metazoa; Arthropoda; Insecta; Lepidoptera; Pyralidae
Product: meiosis-specific coiled-coil domain-containing protein MEIOC
Exons: 10
Coding region: 89-2383 (764 amino acids)
Biological process (GO): meiotic cell cycle; female meiosis I; mRNA stabilization
Cellular component (GO): cytoplasm; nucleus
Source: RefSeq, a predicted model, not a curated record
UAAUUUUAUACACAUGUAGGUCAAUGAAAAAAAUGGCUUAGCACCAAAAGCUCGUAUGUAUCGUGGCAAGGAAUAAUUUUUAAUUUAAAUGGCCUUCAGUGAUUUAUGUCACAUAGGUAAUGCGUAUAAAACCGUCGAAAAUGAAUCGGAUCAGUCGGAACGCAUUAUGGAAGAAAACUCGAUGGUCCGUGACCUCAUCACAAAAAUCCUGGAUGAAACUGGACCAGCUGAAGGGUGCAGCUCUGCACAAACAUCGGAAAAAACAGUAAGCGGAUUACCAUCGAACGCGCAAUACCCCAAAAAUGACGCAUCCACCUCAUUCAUGCCACCGUAUUACCAGAACAACCUAUACAAUUUCGGCCAAAAUGAACAAAACGGCUUCAACUUCAGCCUACAAAACGGCUUCGGCAAUAACUUCGUCAAUUACCCAGAUAAUGACGCACUUUUGGGCUUAGAAACUGAUUCAGGAUCUGAUGUGACACCGGAACAACUUAACUUGCUCAGACUAGCCGCCCAAGAAAUAGGAGGGGCGCAAUUCUCAAGUCCUAAGUAUGACGAUAAAUACUACAAUUUCUUCGAACCGAGCCAAAGAAAUUCACUACCUGAAACCAAUAUGUAUCCCAACAAUUUUAACCGACCAAACAGUUUGAAUCUAGACAUGAAUUUCAACGCGACUUAUGAUAAUUUCAAUCAGAGGUACCCUAAUAAAUUUGAUAACUUCAAAGAGCAGAAUCAAGAUGCCGAAUUGUUGGCAUAUUUGAGUCAGCUUAACAUGUCUUUAGAGCGAGGCAGAGAUGAUACUAUACCGAACAAUAUGGACUUCAAAUUGCCGUUAGAAAAUCAUUACCAAAGCGAUGAUUUCAAUAAGAUGAAAGAGAAUAAGAUGUUUUUUAAUCGCAACUUCCAACCACCCCAAAAGAACUUUAACGGCGAGAAUUUCUACGAUAUGAUGUCACAAGUGAACGACAGGAACGCUAUGAACCAGAAUUUCGAUUUUGCGAACCAGACGCCAGUUUCAAACUCGAAUAUGAAUUAUAAGCCUAACGGUUUCCACCAGAACGAGUUUCUACGUAGGGAUAUGCCGAGGGAGUUUCAGAAUGGUAUGAGUGAGAGGAAUAAUUUCAAUGGCGGUGAUAAUGCGCAGGCGCUGAUGAGGCAUAAUCAGGAAUUGGCGAGGCAGAUGAGUUUGUUGAUGAGGAAUAGACCUCCGCCGAACCAGCUGAACGUAGAUGUUUCCUUUAUGCCGGAAAAUGCUCCUUUUAAUCUUGGUCUCGGCGCUCUUCUGGGCCCAAGUCCACCGGUCCCGCCGCCAGUGUUGCCAUCUCCGAUGUUGGAUCUGCCAUUGUUGGCGCCUUUCUACGCUAUGAGGAAUAUGAGCAGGGGCGCGGCGACGUCGUCGGGCGUGCUGCACGCGCGGCUGGACGCGUGCUACGAGCAGUGGCGGCAGCUGGAGCGCGAGCGCAAGCGCACGGAGGCGCGCCUGGCGCUGGCCUACCCGGGCCGCGCGGUCUCCUCGUCCAACUCCAUCCCCGUGCCGCGCCUGCCGCCCUGCCCCACGCGCGUCGACCGCCUCACCGUCGACAUGCUGCGGGAGCACACCAAGGUACUAACUUUAAUGGGCAAGAUGGAGACUCUCCGAGCUAGUGUUUGUGUGGCGCAAAACAAGAAGCCGACCAGGCCGGAGGAGAACAAGAUCACUGUGCUGAAGCGGGGGGAGAACGUGGAGAAGGACAAGGAGUUGGAUCCGGACACGUUCGAUCCCAGCUCGUGGAAGGAGGAUGUCAAUAAUCUCGCUGAAAUAGCCCCUCACAGCGAAGUGGAGAGCGCCAUGCUGUCGUGGCGCGCCGCCGUGGGCGCCGUGCAGGCGGCGCGGCGCCGCGAGCUCGCGCAUGCGCGGCACCGACACGACCCCAUUCUCCAACUGGCCGAAGCAGUGAAACAGCUAGGAAUCUGCGCCCGCCGCGCUCGCUGUGCGAUGUGGUGCGAUCUGACCUUAACUGUAGCACUCGCCCCGCACUCCAACACCGCCGCCACGAGGCGAGAGAUCAACGAGAGUCCGCCGCAACAGCCUCAAAAUCAGCCCCCAAGUAAAGUUCAGGAGAACGCGACCGCCAACCAGUCAGACAAAGCUCAGACACAGACUCAGGCGCAGGCUGAAACUAAAGAGCAAGAGAAACCACCAAACGACACACAAACAAAGACAGAUUCAAAACCGGAAAACAAGAAACAGACAGACAAACAACAGGACAAGAAUCAGCAGCGCCGCGCCCAGUACUACAGGAAGGUGAACCAGAGGGAUUACUAUCAGAAGAAUCAAAGGUACGACAAUAGGUUCAUGCAUAAUCGACACCCGUACUAUUUGGCCACGGGGCCUAUCAAUUAAUUGAAAUUUUUGAUCGCAAAAUGUGUUUAGAAUUGAACGUUUUAGGAUUUGUUUAAAUUUUAUUACAUAGAUACAAUCGGGUACAAAAGUUUUGGUAUUGUUUCUUGUGAACAAAAUUGUAUUUGAAUUUUUACCUUCGGUAAAAUAUGUUUAAGUUAAUCUUGGAAAAACUGUUGCCAUAGAAUUAUGAUAGAAAACUGGUUAAAUACUUUUGUACUUGACUGUUUAUGAAAUCUGUUUCUGAUGAAAUUGAAAUUGUAAAAGUUUUGCCAAAUUUUCAGACAGUUUUAGUUUAAAUAAAUUACUAAUUUUUCUAAUAAUAAAAUAUAAUGUAUUCUAUUCGUUCAAUUUUAAACACUUUUUAAAUAUACAUUGAAAGAUAUAACAUGAUUUGCUGUUUAAAUCUUUAUCUUUUAGAAGAAAUAAGCUAUGAACGACUUUGAAAUCUGAAUGUAUUUUCUCGUACGAGAUGUAAGAUACGAAUUUCAUGUAUUGAUUCUAAAAAUGAUUUUAAAUGAACUUUAAAUGUACCGUUUGAAUACGUGUAUCGAAAAAAAUGUAUAUCAAAUGAAAUGUCAAAGAUAUAGUUAUAUAUCAAAUUAAUCAAAUAAUGUUCUGAUUAAAAUGACUUAACUCAGUAUUCCCCAAUUCGAAUUAAGAACAUAAUUAAGUGAAAAUUACUUUAGAUAAAGUAAUUCAAUUGAAUUCGGUAGCCGAAACAUGACAACUGCUGUUGUCCCUUUCUAUUGUGUAGGGUUUGGAAAAGGACGGCAUUCGGCGCAAGAUUUCGUACCAGAAUUUGUAUACAAUUUUCGGAUAACGUGUAUCUUUAUUGAUAACGCACUUUUUUGUAAUUUUUCAGAUAGUUUGAUUAUAUUGGAAUUAUAUUAUUUAGAAUUGUCGUGAUCGUGAACAUAUAUGGCACCUAUCUUCCAGCAGAUUCUUAUGCGAGGGCGGUAAAGAGUUUUGCCCUCGACUGUACGCUUUAAAUAAAUUAUAUGUUUACUAGUAGACUUAUAUUUAGGUAUUUUAGUUAAAACAAAAAAUACAACUGAUAUUUUAGUCCUCUAAAUUUAAGUGUGUAACAAAGUUAUAAAAUCACACGUUAUUCGAAAUUGUUUAUAGUUACUUACUGAUAAUAUGAACAUGACAAUUUUACGAAAUAAUAGUUUUCGGGUAUACCUAUACAUACAUACCUACGGCUAUGAUUCGCCUUUCAGAAGCCUUAGUCGAGUUUUAAAAGAAUAUAUCCGAUAUUCUAUUUAGUGAAUUAUGUUUAGGUUUGUUUAAGCUGUUUUGUAAUGCGUUUGAGGAGAAAUUGCCACCAUGGAAAAAAGCGAUAAAAUGCACACUUAGUUUUUUGGCGUCGGUUGAGACUAAAUGCCUAUACGGUUUGCUGCAAUUUGGCUACUGCUUUUUUAUAGUAGUGAAAAUUAAAAUGAAUUUCAAAAUCCGUAUGUGUAAGUAAAAAGUCAAUGUCGCGUCUCAAUUCCAAACUAUGCUAAUUAGGACUCUGUUUUAUAAUGACUGAGUUAUCUCUUAUAUUUUUAUAUGCAUACAAUAAUAUAACUGGAUAAAAACAAUUAAAAAAGAAAUUGCAAAAUGCUAUUCAGAAGGAAAGUCAGUCUUAUUUCCAGCAUUGCAUUGCUCGUUGGCAUUUUAUCUUGCGCCUUGGUUUGUUAUUACACCGUCAAAUUGCAGUAUUUUCUAAAACUAAAAUUAUUUUCUCCUCACCGCGUUACUCCAAAACCAUGACCUAUUUUUUCAACAAAGGGGUCGUUGCAAUCCUCAUAAUAUCAUAUCAAUAUAACGAAUUGCACUUUUUAAAAUAACCACCAUGCAUUUAACAAAGUCUCGAUUAUAAAAAGUGAAUUCGUUUGUACACAGGUUAUUGAGACCACAUAAUAUAUUAAUAUAUAAAAUACUAUCUGUGUAUAGGUUAGUAUGUUUGCCAGUAAUUCCCGCUUGCUGAAUUUAAAGUAUUAAGUCUUGACGGCUAGUUGUUUGACUAAACUUGCCAAAUGCAUUUGGUGUGGGCGAAAACAAAAUGGCCGAUUUGGCUUGCGAUGACAAAAUGGCCGACGUUUGACGAGCGAAAAUAAAAUGGCGUAACUUACGCCGUUGCAUAAUAGUUCUAUUUAUUGAUGUUUAUACGUAAUAACGUAAGCAUUUUGUAUGUUAAAGAACAAGUUUUUUCUAUCCUAUAACUUUGUAGGAUAGCUCCGAUUAUAUAAUAGGAUAAAAUAAA